Molecule: messenger RNA, 849 nt
Organism: Acanthamoeba castellanii str. Neff
Lineage: Eukaryota; Discosea; Longamoebia; Acanthamoebidae
Exons: 4
Coding region: 1-849 (282 amino acids)
Source: RefSeq, a predicted model, not a curated record
AUGUCCCGGAGCAUCGCGCGUGUCACCGACCGAGACCCCGGUGCCUUGCCAGCCACGCCCGCCAUCGCCCACCUCAUCCGUCAAAGAGGCCUCCGCUCCAUGGACCUCCCGGGGCCAGCAGGGUCCAAGGGGCCGUGGCCACCGACGUCGUCGCCACCAGCACCGCACGCCUGGCAGGCCGAGGAGGAGGACGACGACAACGGCACCACCCACGGCAGCCACGACAUUCAGCACCAUCAGCUCCAUCGGCGCCACCAGCCGCGCCCGACCACCUCCCCCUCCCCCGCUACCGGCAGUAGUAGCGGCGGUCUCCACCGGGAGCAGCAGCAGCAGCAGCAGCCCCUCGAGCACCGCCACCGCCACCGCCAGCAGCAGCAGCAGCAGCAGCAGCAGCAGCAGCAGUCCCCCGAUGACGACGACUUCAAGCGUCCCGCCCUGCCCUACCGCAAGCGCACUACCACCGCUACUACCACCUCCUCCUCCUCCUCCUCCACCACCACCACCACCACCACAAUGCAGCAGCAGCAGCAGCAAUGCGGCGCGGCGGUGGCGGGUCAUUUGCUGCCUGCUGCUGUACAGGCCAGGAGCGCGAAGGAGCUGGAGGCCCUGUUCCGCCACCUGGUGCACACCUUCCACGCCAGCGCUCCCCACCACUUGCGCACAGGCGCACCCGCCAUCACGACCGCCGCCGCCGCCGCCGAUGCCGCCGCCGCUGCCGCCACCACCACCACCACCACCACCGUCACCACCGUCACCGCGGCCGCCAGCAGCAGCAGCAGCCGUCUAGAGCAGGAGCAGGAGCAGGAGCAGGAGGAUCAGGAGCAGGAGCAGGAGGAUCAGCGACGAUGA